Cyprinodon variegatus (sheepshead minnow) is the source of this 1285-nucleotide messenger RNA. RefSeq lists its product as uncharacterized. The record is from RefSeq and is a predicted model, not a curated record. Lineage: Eukaryota; Metazoa; Chordata; Actinopteri; Cyprinodontiformes; Cyprinodontidae. The coding region runs from base 1 to 1023 and encodes 340 amino acids. Gene Ontology annotation, cellular component: plasma membrane. The transcript has 12 exons. Gene Ontology annotation, molecular function: G protein-coupled receptor activity. Gene Ontology annotation, biological process: adenylate cyclase-activating G protein-coupled receptor signaling pathway.
AUGCAGAUUGACGCUCUCUCUGUGUUGUACAUAGUGUUGCUUUCUCUCAGUGUGACUGGGAGUUCUUCCGUCUUGCUGGUUUCUAUAGUAAAAUGGAGACGUCUGAGAGGGCAGGUUCACCUCUUGGUGCAGCUCGCUCUGGCGGACCUGUUGGCUGCUAUCGUCUUGUUGUAUGCUAGCGUCAUGAACAAAGUUCACCAUGACAGUGAUCCUGAAGUCUGCCCUUACCUCCUGCCGCUGUCAAUGACAUUUUAUUUCAUUUCAUUCUUGUUGGCUGUUGUUUACGCCUGGAAGUCGAAGAAUGCUAUCCAGGGGUGGAGGGAAAGAGCAUCAGAUGAUGAUGAAGAUGAACUUGACCAGUACGGGAGAAGAAUCAUAGAGAUUCCUAUGUUUGCCUCUUUGUGGUUUGUCCCACUUGCAUUUUACUUAAUUUAUGUGUGCACUCUUUUGAUCAACUUUGGGAUUAUAAUUCCUGAACAUGAUAGAUAUCAGGAUGGGCCUUUUGACAACGACAGCUCAUAUUGUAGCAGCUGUAUUUUGUUCCUGCAUAUCAGGAAUGACCCUUGCGCCACAUUAGAUUCGGGACACGAUACUUUCAUCAGAGUUUUCCUUGCCGUUAUAGUGAUAAUAGUGAUGUUUUCUUGCUCUGUUAUUUAUUACAAAGUUGGUAAAUGGUAUGAAAGGUACAGGCAGGAAGGGCUCUUCCCGGUGGAGGGAGAUGGACAUUCAAGAAGGCAAUUCAAAAGAGUGUUUUCUACAGCACGAAAUAUCGUUAUGGUUAUAUUAUUCUGCUGGGCACCAGCUCUUCUCCUCCUUCUGCUGUCUCUUUGGACGGAGGUUAAUCAAAACAGCCUAUUUGGACUUUAUGUGAUGCAGGCUGCCUCUGUGUCCCUCCAAGGAUUCCUUAACAGUAUGGUUUAUGCCUGGAGACGACCUAACUUCACCGAAGCUGUUCUUGGAGAGAACACACCCCUUCUAAGAUAUGACCGCAGGGCUUUCUUUGAGGAAUCUUUUGAAAGCUGAAACACAGAUUGCCAUAAGAGAGUAUUGUUAUGCUAUAAUGUUCUGCACUGAUCUCAGGGGGACCAACUGGACACUCAUAUUAUAAACGUCUAGACUGAAACACAAGCUGAAUGUGUCGACUAAAAAUGUCAAAAUGAAUGAAGAAAAGUUAUUGUUUGCAUUUUUUAACUGCAUAUUUUUUGUAACCUUUUAGAAAUGGUUUCAUUCCUAAAUUAAUUAAGACUUGAAUGUAUGCAAAAUAUUUUAUAUUAUAUUUAUUAAC